UCUGUUUGUAUUUUAGGUUUGCCAGGACUAAUGAAUUAAAACAUUUGGACUCUCCACGACUUGCUGUUUAUCAAUGCCUCUGACAGGAGGAGGGAUUUCUUUUGCUCUUGCUUUUUCUAGAAGCAUGACAACAUCCUGGCUGUUGGAGAGACAAGGAAAAGAGAGUGGGGUCGUGGAGGGAAGUGCAACAGGGAGGCCCCGUGGGACGCCGGAGUCUGGGGGACAGCAGGUAGCAGCGAGCCGCCCUCCCAGCUGUCACUGCUCCUCAGAUUGUCAGCGGCUGCUAUGCGGCAGGUGCAGCCUGCUCUGCCACUAGGUCUGUACUCCACAAAGGCAACGACCGGCCAAGGCAGUGGCUGGCCCUCGAUUACACAAGUGCAGACACUCAACUAAGUGAGCUGGAAGACCAGGAGGAAGGCCAAGGCUCAGGUGCCCACAUGAUCAGCACAGCCAGGGUACCUGCAGAUAAGCCAGUACGCAUUGCCUUCAGCCUCGAUAAUGCCUCAGAUGAUACAACUCCUGAAGACGCCAUUCCUCUGGUCUUUCCAGAAUUAGACCAGCAGCUACAGCCUCUGCCGCCUUGUCAUGACUCCAUGGAAUCCAUGCAGGUGUUCAAACAGCACUGCCAGAUAGCAGAAGAAUACCGUGAAGUUAAAAAGGAAAUCGCCCUGCUUGAGGAAAGAAAAAAGGAGCUCAUUGCCAAGCUGGAUCAGGCAGAAAAGGAGAAGCUGGAUGCCGCUCAGCUGGCUCGGGAAUUUGAGGCACUGACGGAGGAGAAUCGGACAUUGAAGCUGGCCCAGUCCCAAUGUAUAGAACAACUGGAGAAACUUAGAAUACAGUAUCAGAAGAGACAGGGCUCGUCCUAACUUGAAAUUAUUCAAUGUGAGCAUAAGAGGUUGGUGGCUGCUAUGCACUGGCCAAAAGAUUUUUAUUUUAAAGGGAUAGUGAGUAAAAUCUAUUGCUUCUCCUUAUUACCCACAUGGCCAACGUCUAUACUAACAAGUUUAAUGCUUGCCUGAUAUAGUUUGAGAGAAGGGUUAUUUUAUUUUAAAGAAGGUAAUUGAAACAAACCUAUUACCAGAUGUUUUCAGAGAUCAUAAUUCGUUUCCAAAGAUAUUUUUUUUUCUUAUUUAGCAAGAUACGAUCAUACUGUAGAUCUGGGUAGAAAAUGAUAGAAAUAGAACAUUGACUGAUUCUACUAAGAAUCAUGAACAGAAUUCAGCCAUGAAACAAACUAGUAAGAUGCUCACUGCAGUUUCUUAUCUGUGUAUUUUAAAAUUUCACAUCUUCAAUAUUUCUACGGUGCUCUAAUCUGAACUGUCAGAAACUUCUCCAAAUAUAUUUAUGUUCACCAGAGUUAGGUUUAAUCCCUCAAUGAUUGAUUGUACUAAGAAUAAAUGGUUGCACAUCAUAAAAGCUUUCUCAUGAAAAUAUUAGCGGAAAGCAUGUUUGUGCCAGAAGCACAUUUGCCAGUGCUAACUUGCUGUUGUAAUAAAAAGCUGAUAAGGCUGUAUUUUCUCCAUGCUACGUUACCUCGUGGUAAACAUCUCUGCCUUUGCUUGUGUGUGUUCUGGGAGAAAUGGAAAAGUAUUGUUUGGACAUUACCUUGGUGAGUUCCCAUGAAAACAGCCCAGUAAUUUGAACAGUAAAAUUCUAACUAUUACUCUGUUUUGGAUUUAAGGAGAUGUUUUGGAUCAAUGAUUAAUAAGAAUAUAUGAGUAAAUUUAAGAUUAAAAUGAUUUUUUCCCUUGUUCUAUCUAUCACCAUAGUUUUCCAAAUUGAUCUCUUUGUUUUAUGUCCAUUUCUAUUCCUGUAACUUCUUUUUCAUUAAACAUAGAUCAA
Messenger RNA from Aethalodelphis obliquidens (Pacific white-sided dolphin), 1842 nucleotides. RefSeq names its product MAP3K7 C-terminal like (gene MAP3K7CL). The record is from RefSeq and is a predicted model, not a curated record. Gene Ontology annotation, cellular component: nucleus; cytosol. NCBI's taxonomy places the organism in Eukaryota, Metazoa, Chordata, Mammalia, Artiodactyla, Delphinidae. The coding region runs from base 438 to 866 and encodes 142 amino acids. The transcript is spliced from 5 exons.